UGGCGGGAGAGGAGGGGAAAACAGCGAAGGUUGUGUCACAGGAGUUUAUGAAAUAUCGCUCUCCUCUUGUCUCGCGAUAUGCUAGUCCAGAGAUGGCCUUUAACUUUAGUGAAAUGAACAAAUUCACAACAUGGCGCCGGCUAUGGACCUACCUUGCAAAGUCAGAAAAGGAUCUAGGGUUGGAUAUCACAGAAGAACAAAUAAAAGAAAUGGAGAAUAACGUAACAAACAUUGACUUUGAGCUGGCGGCCACGGAAGAGAAGAAAUUCCGACAUGACGUCAUGGCCCACGUACACACAUUCGGAGCUUGCUGUCCUAAGGCUGCGUCCAUUAUACAUCUAGGAGCAACGUCAGCUUAUGUAGGAGAUAACACUGAUUUGAUUGUUAUGAGAGAUGGAUUUGAUAUCCUACUUCCAAAGCUUGCUGGUGUGAUAAAGAGAUUAGCAGAUUUUGCCAAUAAGCAAAAGAAUCUGCCUUGUUUGUCUUACACACAUUUACAACCAGCUCAACUUUCUACUGUUGGUAAGAGGGCCUGCCUCUGGAUACAAGACCUGCUGAUGGACCUCGGAAAUUUGGAGAAUGCCCGUGAUAACAUCAGGUUCCGGGGAGUUAAGGGCACAACAGGAACACAGGCCAGCUUUCUCACAUUGUUUGAAGGAGAUGAAGAGAAGGUUGAAAAGCUGGACAAGUUGGUCACAGAGAUGGCAGGAUUUAAACAGACGUAUAUGGUGUGCGGACAGACGUACUCCCGUAAAGUGGACAUCGAUAGUCUCAAUGUACUGGCCAGUCUAGGGGCCUCUAUACACAAGAUUUGUACAGACAUCAGACUCUUGGCUAACUUCAAGGAGUUAGAGGAACCAUUUGAAAAAGAUCAAAUUGGCUCUAGUGCCAUGCCAUACAAGCGUAAUCCAAUGAGAAGUGAGCGUUGUUGUGCUUUAGCGCGUCACCUAAUCUGUCUUGUACAGGACCCUCUGAUGACGGCAUCCGUGCAGUGGAUGGAACGGACACUGGACGAUAGUGCCAACAGACGGAUCAGUUUGCCAGAGGCAUUUUUGACAGCGGACAUAAUUCUUAGCACGCUACAGAAUAUUGCAGAGGGGAUAGUAGUGUAUCCAAAGGUCAUUGAAAGAAGAGUCAAUCAGGAGUUACCUUUCAUGGCUACAGAGAACAUCAUCAUGGCAAUGGUCAAAGCAGGAGGAAACAGACAGGAAUGUCAUGAACAGAUCCGUGUUUUGUCUCAGGAGGCGGGGCGUGUUGUAAAACAAGAAGGUGGUGACAAUGACCUCAUGGAACGCAUCAGGAAAUCCGACUAUUUUAAGCCAAUCCAUGGAGAACUGGAUUCUCUUCUGGAUCCGAAAACCUUCACAGGACGAGCUCCAACUCAGGUAACUAAAUUCAUAGAGAUGGAGGUAGACCCAAGCUUGAAGAAAUACACAGAGAAACUUAAGGCAGGUGGAAAAGUGGAACUCAAUGUCUGAUUUGUUACUGUUAAAUAAAGUGGACACUGAAGAGUGCUAUCAAGGGGAACCACUCCAGCUCAAA
This is a messenger RNA of Saccostrea echinata, 1542 nucleotides long. Its product is annotated as adenylosuccinate lyase-like. Lineage: Eukaryota; Metazoa; Mollusca; Bivalvia; Ostreida; Ostreidae. Gene Ontology annotation, molecular function: (S)-2-(5-amino-1-(5-phospho-D-ribosyl)imidazole-4-carboxamido) succinate lyase (fumarate-forming) activity; N6-(1,2-dicarboxyethyl)AMP AMP-lyase (fumarate-forming) activity. Gene Ontology annotation, cellular component: cytosol. The record is from RefSeq and is a predicted model, not a curated record. Gene Ontology annotation, biological process: 'de novo' AMP biosynthetic process.